This is a messenger RNA of Helianthus annuus (common sunflower), 1974 nucleotides long. RefSeq names its product mitogen-activated protein kinase kinase kinase 5. Gene Ontology annotation, molecular function: ATP binding; protein kinase activity. Bases 207 to 1640 code for a protein of 477 amino acids. The transcript is spliced from 10 exons. Lineage: Eukaryota; Viridiplantae; Streptophyta; Magnoliopsida; Asterales; Asteraceae. Gene Ontology annotation, biological process: protein phosphorylation. The record is from RefSeq and is a predicted model, not a curated record.
AUCUUUUUAGGCAAUCAUUAUCAAGGAAAAGAAAGAUGUUGCGGUCAAAGCAUUUGACCUCCGUGUAGACGCGCAAUGCCGUAAUGAUGCACAACACUACAAAUAAAUAAGCAGCGGACGAGCGAGCAAUAACUGCCAACGGCGUAACAAACACCACCGGCCACUAUUCACAGUUUCUCCGGUCCAUGUUUUAGUCCUCAGUUGAAAUGCAUUGGUUGUCCGACGGUCUUCCGGUCUUCUCCUCACGUCGCAUUGUCGGAUCUCGCCACCGUACCUGCUCCACGAAGCACCACUACCUCAUCGAUAACGACGUUGUUCCGGCACCUUCUCGUUCUCUCUCUACGCCACACAUUUUGCCUCUACCUGAAUUAAAAACUCUAUUCAGACGAGAUUCCUGUCCUGAAUCUGCCGCUGAUCGGAAAUCUGACUACAUUCUCCCGUCGCCGGAAGAUGCGAAUAAGAAAUUCCUUGCAAAAAACGAUUCAGAAACACCUCUAUGCAUAGCUAGCUUACAUCAUUCAAGGAGUAUAAUAUCUGGUGUUGCAUAUCAUUACCAGACUAUUCCUCAGAGAAUUAAUCAUAAUUCAUCAGUUCAUAACUCAGAAAAAAGAACCUGUAUCAAAGUUCCAUCAUUAAACUCUGCAUUGCUUAGAAAACUGUCCUUUGAAAGUCCAGUGAGCAACACGCAAGUCGCAUUGGCUACUGUCCACCCGUUGCCUCUCCCUCCUGGACUUACGCCUUCUUCCUCACCACAAACCACCGUUCACAAGCCAGAUUUGGUGGCAAAGGCACCGAGACAAAGUAGGUGGCGAAAGGGAAAGCUUAUAGGCCGUGGGACGUUUGGAAGUGUUUAUGUUGGCUCUGACAGAGAGACUGGAGCUUUAUGUGCAAUGAAAGAAGUUGAAAUACUGCCCGAUGACCCUAAAUCCGUCGAGUCUAUUAACCAAUUAGAGCAAGAAAUUGAUGUUUUAAGCCAGCUUAAACAUCCAAACAUUGUACAGUAUUAUGGUAGCGAAAUAGUUGAGGACCGGUUAUACAUAUAUCUGGAGUACGUUCAUCCUGGUUCAAUUAAUAAGUAUGUGCGUGAUCAUUGUGGAGGAAUGACGGAGUCUAUUGUACGAAAUUUUACACGUCAUAUUGUAUCUGGGCUGGCUUACUUGCAUAGCACAAAGACUAUACACAGGGACAUCAAAGGCGCUAAUUUGCUAGUUGAUGCUAAUGGGGUUGUGAAGCUUGCUGACUUUGGAAUGGCUAAACAUCUAGAUGGACAAGUUAAUCUUUCUAUGAAAGGAAGUCCUUACUGGAUGGCUCCCGAGCUCUUACAGGGUGAGCCAAAAGACGGCAGUCCGGAUCUUGCUUUGGCUGUUGACAUAUGGAGUUUGGGUUGUACAAUUAUUGAGAUGAUGAACGGGAAACCUCCUUGGAGUGAGUACGAAGGGCCUGCAGCACUAUUUAAGGUCAUGAAGGAGACUCCACCAAUACCAGAAACAAUGUCACCAGAUGGCAAAGAUUUCUUGCGUAGUUGCUUUACCAGGAAUCCCGCUGAAAGGCCAACGGCUAACAUGUUACUUGAACAUAAGUUCUUAAUGGUGCAAAACCAUUCAAGACCAUUCAAGUUUCAGGGUUGUACAUUUCUAUGAACUUACUUGCCUUUUAUGAAGCUUGGUGUCUUCUAAUUUAUUAGCUAGCUAGCUUGAAGGCAUAAGGAUUUUGUAUAAGGGUGUUUUGGUUUGUAUUUUUACAUGUGUAGGGAAUCGAGCACUUGUUCAGUUAAUAUUCGUGCCCCCAUUACAUGUAGAUUUGAAAAAUAAUCACCUCACCUGACCCUGAAAUGAAAUCAAACUGAUUCGCUUUUUGCUGGAACAUGGUUUCAUUAUUUUGUUAUUUUUGUGGAUUUCGUUGUAAACGUCUUUGUAUUGGUAAGUAAACGACGGAACACUACCCAUCUGAAUGAAAACUGGUUGUUUGAUUCAA